Brassicogethes aeneus is the source of this 3505-nucleotide messenger RNA. Lineage: Eukaryota; Metazoa; Arthropoda; Insecta; Coleoptera; Nitidulidae. The record is from the annotation of a GenBank genome assembly.
CCCAGCUACGCAGUGUUUAUUGAUUCAUUUCCGUCUGAAAAAUGGUAGAAGAUUGUUGAAAGCGUAUUUUGCGUGUAAUUGUAAACUAAAUUUUAUCCAUUUAACGUUAUAAUACCACAAUUCAUAGACUUUUUAUUGCGCAGUUUUAUUUCAAGUUAUUGAAAUGUAUUUAUUUGUAUUGGGUUUUAAGAUAAAUUAAGUUUUCGUUAUGCAACGUAAUAUGGAGGCCAUAUUGUCCAAAGGAUAGAUUUUUUAAGUUAAUAGACGUUUUGGAAUCAGCUAUUCCAUUAUUCAAGAUAAUUUAAGUUCAAUUAUAGUGAACAUAUCUUUUUAAGUGCGACAAAUCAAUAAUAGGAUUAUAAGACAAAAUGCCGCGAAUCGAUCCAUUGCAAUUAUUAAAAUGCCUCUCAGUUCUCCUUACUCCUUCAGGAGGCAUUCUUUCAAAAGAAGAGGUCCCAAGACUUGUAAAUUUAAUGACGAAAUUUUCCAAAAAACUAGUUAGUAAAUGCGUUUAUGUGCUGAUACUGAAAGUAACAGAGUCUGAACUUGUUGAUUUGUUCAUGGCUGAGGGGGGCUGGAACUUGGUGCAAACAUGGUUGCAAGAUGCCAUGCAUGUAUCAAACUGGGACCUUGUCAAUGAAAUUUUAAGCUUACUCUUAAUCACACCUGUCGAUGUAGAAAGAUUAAAGUUAAACACCAUCCCCAAAUUGGUGAAGAAUUUGUCUAGGAGGGAUGAGUUGCCAGGUGUUCAAACUCUCUCCAGUCAGUUGGUGCAACAUUGGCUGGUGAUUGUGAAAAGCAAUCCCAACACGAAAACGGAAAAUGCGGCGGAAAAAAACGUUACUGAAGUCACUGAAGAGGUGGAUUCGGAAAGUAACGAUUCCAAAGCGAACGCCAAGAUUGAAGCUACCGAAAAGGAAAAUGAAGUACCUGAAGAAACUUUGAAGGAAAAAGAAAAAGAUGAAAGGGACAAAGAUAGAAAGUCUAGUAGUAGUUCUAGGAGUAGGGAUAAGAAGAAGAGUUCUAGUAGUUCGAGUAGCUCUUCUAGAAGCAGCAGUAGUAGGGAUAAGAGUAGGGAUAAAGAUAGGAAAGAUAGGGAUAAGGAUAGGGAUAGGGAUAAAGAUAGGCAUAGGAGUAAUGGGUCUUCAAAAAACAGCAGCUCUAGUUCAAGCAGCAGAAGUUCCUCCAGCAGCAAAGAUAGGAGGAGUUCCAAGGAUAAGGAGAGGGAUAAAGGGGACACAAAGGAUAAAUCCAAGCAGGCGGAAAAGGAUAAGGACACGCUGGCGCGGCUGAAGCCGCAGAGUAUCGAUAAACUGGGUAAAAUCCCGAAAAAACCCAACGACAAAAAGGAGGAGGUCCGCAAAAAACCCACAAUGUCCAUCGAGGUCCGCAAAAACAAAGGAGAAGAGAGACCAAAGACUGUGAAAAUCUUCAACUCGAAGUUGCGCUCCACCGGCUUGGAGGAAGAAGUGAAACCGCCGCCUUCGCGAGCCGCCGUCAUAAAAAAGCCCCUCCCGGUAACGCCGCCCCCCAAGAGACCUUCCCCUCCGCGCGACACCCCCACCAGCAGUCCGCAGCUGCCGCCCGAGAAAAAACUGAAGAUCGACGCCAUCCUCGACAAAAUGGAGCGGCCCGGCGCCAUCAAGUUGAUUCCGCCGAAACCGAAACCAACCAUUCUUCAGGAGAGCGACAUUUUCAUGGACGCCCUUACGGCAGCCACGACGAAAAAAGAGCCGAAGAAGCGCAAGCGACGGCCCAGCGUCUCCAAAGACACCCCAAGUUCUCCAUCGACAACUUCCCCUGGAGAGACCAAAGACACUCCGACAUCUCCUCUUGGCAUCAAGAGCAUCGCGCCCAUCAAUUUCUACCAAGACACGCUGGGCGCUGACACCAAUGGUACCGAAAGCGAGGAGAACAAGGAGAGCGAUGAGAAUGCGGAGGAAAACAAGAAUGAGGAGGAGGCUGCUCCUGGUACGCCGCCUCCUGAAGAUGACGGUCCAGUUGAGGCCAAGAGGGGCAGGGUUAACGAGGACGGUUUGAAGGGGGUUUUGUGUUACACCAAAAAGAAGGGGCCGAAACGUUCGAUCAAAUGGAAGACUGAUGAUGAUUUGGUGGAGGUCAGAUACUUUGAGCUCGACGAGACUGAGAGGGUUAACGUUACGAAGACUUUCAUGGAUAUGGCGAAGAUGGACAUGUGCGAGGAGAGGGAGGCGGUUAUUUUGUCGCGUAAAUUACCGAACGAGGAUAUAAUGGGACAGCAAACCAUAUGGCGGCUUCCUUAUCUCAUUGAGCAAGCUGAUUCUCUUGCCCCAGCUGGGGCGAAGAGUUUAGAAAAGGAUAUACAGUUUGCGAGAGAGAAAAAUGUUUUACCCGCGCUCUAUUUCGAUAAGAGAAGAAUACCUGACAGCCCCUUCGAGCCGGAUCCUGAGAACCAUCAAAUGAAGGACCCUGUAAUUAUUCCUCUGGAUGAUCCAGAUGGUCAAGAAAAUGAUUUACGUAAUACCCCCUGGCCAGAACCUAAAGGUUCACCUCCACACGUUGAGCCCGUUAUGCCUCCAAAUAUGUUCCCCAACAUGCCGUUUAACCCCAACUUCCCCCAAAUACCGCCCCCGGCAUUCCAGAGCGGCAUGCCUCCGAGAUUUAACGGUCCCGGUCCAAACUUUAUCCCCCCAAAUAUGUUACACAAUGGUAAUAUGAUGGGUGUCCCUCCGAAUUUGGGACCGCCCCCAGAUAUGAUGUUUGGCGGGCCCAACGGAGGGGACGGUUUCAAUAACGAUGCCCCUAACUUCCCACCGCACUUACCGUUCGGUAAUCCCGGCAUGGGAAAUAUGUUCCCGCCGAAUAAUUUCAACAUGGGACGCGGGGGCGGCCCCAACCGCGGCGGUUUCAGGGGAAGGGGGAACAACAACGGUCCGUGGGUGAGGCUGAACGGUCCCGGGGCCGGUCCUGGGAAUUGGAACAGGGGCGGCGGCGCGGGCGGCCACAGAGGGGGCAGACUUUGCAAAAACGUCAAAAAUCACGGGUACUGUAGGAAUCGGGACAACUGUCCGUUUAUUCACCCCAACUGAGAGAAUUUCACUAAGACAAUAUUUUGUACGGUUUUUAUGGAAUUGUGCUACCGAUUAUGUGAUAUUAAUUUCUAAGGCCGGUGUAUUUUAUAAUAUAACAAGUGUUGACCACUGUUUUUCGAAGUACAAAGUCCCCCCGCGGACUUGAUUCCUACUCCUUGAUUUUUGUGAUAUACUAAAUAAUUAAGCUUCCCCAAUAAUUUGUAUAUACUCUGUACAAUAUAAUCACGUGUACAUUAAUAAUUAAAAACAAACCUGGUUUGUUAACUUGUUGGUGUUAAUAACUUUAUUCAUGUUACUGUAAAUAGGACAACAAACUAGCAUUUAAUUUUUUACAACUUUGUAACUUGUAAGAGCAUUCGUUCAUUUUUUAGGAUAAAUGUAAGAAUACUCAGCCAAUAAUCUGUAUUUUUAUUUAUUUAACCUAAAUACAAAAG